Molecule: messenger RNA, 1572 nt
Organism: Amphibalanus amphitrite
Lineage: Eukaryota; Metazoa; Arthropoda; Thecostraca; Balanomorpha; Balanidae
Product: potassium voltage-gated channel protein Shal-like
Exons: 1
Coding region: 454-1572 (372 amino acids)
Biological process (GO): potassium ion transmembrane transport; protein homooligomerization
Cellular component (GO): membrane; voltage-gated potassium channel complex
Molecular function (GO): protein binding; A-type (transient outward) potassium channel activity
Source: RefSeq, a predicted model, not a curated record
CGUGUUUUAUUUCCUGAAUUAGUCAUUUUGUUGUCGCCUUACGCUUUCAUCUCGUAUCCUCUCACCUUGCAUUAGAUUCGGUGGUCGAUUUUCCUCUCAGAGUCCGUUCAGACGGCAGCCAAUACUCCAUGGUAUGCCGUUCAGUCAUCUGUGAACCCAGCUGACUGUCCAGUCACUUAGUUGACUGGCUCAUCUCCCGACCCAGUCAGCUGACCAUGAAUGACAAUCUGCCGGUCGGCCGUUGUCAUGGCAACCCGGGAAACAGGCGACUUCUGGCGAGCUGGUGCCGCAAUCAAUCGGCGGCCGGCGCGCGCGCAGCCGCCGCCGCCUCGGCGGAGCGCCGCUGACAGUCGGCGGCCGGCGGCGGCACGGGUGCGGUGCGUGCGGCGGGGAAUGUGAACGCCGGAGCCGGAGCCGGAGCCGGGAGCCGAGUGCCGGAGCCGUGCUGAGGCGAUGGCGUCCGUGGCCGCGUGGCUGCCGUUCGCCCGCGCGGCGGCCAUCGGUUGGGUGCCGAUCGCCAACCAGCCACUGCCGGAACCGCCCGUGGCGCGCGACCGGCGCCGCGCCGAUGAUGAGAAGCUCAUCAUCAACGUGUCCGGUAGGAAAUUCGAGACUUGGCGCAACACGGUGGAAAAAUACCCGGACUCGCUGCUCGGCUCCAACGAGCGUGACUUUUUCUAUGAGGAGGACACGAAAGAGUAUUUUUUCGACCGGGAUCCAGACAUUUUCCGGCAUAUCCUUAACUAUUACCGCACGGGGAAGCUGCAUUACCCGAAACACGAGUGUCUGACCAGCUACGACGAGGAGCUGGCCUUUUUCGGAAUCAUUCCAGACGUGAUCGGAGACUGCUGCUAUGAGGACUAUCGAGACAGGAAACGUGAGAACGCCGAACGCCUUCUCGACGACAAAAUGUCAGAGAACGGCGAGGGCACGCUCGUGCCGCUGGCCAGUCUGCGCGAGAAGAUGUGGCGCGCCUUCGAGAACCCCCACACCUCGACGGCGGCUCUGGUGUUCUACUACGUCACCGGCUUCUUCAUCGCCGUCUCCGUGCUGGCUAACGUAGCGGAAACGGUCUCCUGCGGAGAGGUGCCUGGCAAGGCAGAGCCGCUGCCGUGCGGUGAGCGCUACGAGGUCAUCUUCUUCUGCCUAGACACGGCAUGCGUGAUGAUCUUCACGGCCGAGUACCUGCUGCGCCUGUACGCUGCGCCCGACCGCUGCAAGUUCGUGCGCAGCGUGAUGAGCAUCAUCGACGUGGUGGCCAUCCUGCCCUACUACAUCGGACUGGGCAUCACCGAUAACGACGACGUGUCCGGCGCGUUCGUCACGCUCCGGGUGUUCCGCGUCUGUCGGAUCUUCAAGUUCUCGCGUCAUUCCCAGGGACUGCGCAUCCUCGGCUACACGCUCAAGUCGUGCGCCAAGGAGCUGGGCUUCCUGGUGUUCUCGCUCGCAAUGGCCAUCAUCAUUUUCGCCACCGUCAUGUUCUAUGCCGAGAAGAAGCAGAAGGGCUCGACGUUUACGUCCAUUCCGGCGUCCUUCUGGUACACGAUUGUUACCAUGACGACACUUGGGUGA